Molecule: messenger RNA, 2811 nt
Organism: Rhinichthys klamathensis goyatoka
Lineage: Eukaryota; Metazoa; Chordata; Actinopteri; Cypriniformes; Leuciscidae
Gene: dpy19l3
Product: dpy-19 like C-mannosyltransferase 3
Exons: 19
Coding region: 307-2484 (725 amino acids)
Cellular component (GO): nuclear inner membrane
Molecular function (GO): mannosyltransferase activity
Source: RefSeq, a predicted model, not a curated record
CUCCCAGGAGGGUGUGUGAAUGUGAAUGCGCUCGCGCUCAUUUAAAGCCGUUCGUUUUUCUACGAGGCGGCGCUGCAUGCUGUCAAUCUGCAGAAUAGGAACAACACCGCCCUGAUUUAACGAACUGCUUGCGGAUUUAAUGUUCUAUCUUCAUUUCAUUUUCUCCCCCGUUAAUUGUAUGGAGAAGUGGUUUGUCUUUAUGCACCGCUCGCUGGCUGGAGGCGAGUGUCCGUGAGGGAGGAGGAGCUACCGGACAUCCGAUAAGGAACUACGAGCUUCAUUGAACAGGGAAGCCUGUUUUCCAGAAUGACUGCCGUCAGGCAGAGGAAGGGCAGCAAAGGGAAGGAGCCGGGGCCCGGCAUUCAGAACCUGAAGCCAGAGUGUAUAACUGAACCUAGAGAGUGGUUUGCAACAGGUGGAUUCUCAUGGUGGACAAUAUUGUGUAUAACCAUUGGCUCAAUAGUGGGAGUUAGUCUGGGCUUGCUAUGCUGCAUCUAUGUGGCUACACUUCAUGAAAAUGACCUGUGGUUUUCCAAUAUAAAGGAAGUCGAGCGUGAAAUCUCCUUCCGGACAGAAUGUGGCCUUUAUUACUCCUACUACAAACAGAUGUUGAAGGCCCCUUCUGUACAGCAAGGUCUUUAUGAGCUUAUUCAUGACAACACUACUGAAUCCAAGAGGACAAUAAACAUCCUACAGCGUAUGAACAUCUACCAGGAAGUGUUCCUUAGCAUUUUGUACAGAAUACUUCCAAUACAGACCUACUUGGAGCCAAUUUAUUUCUACAUCUACACAGUGUUUGCUUUGCAGACAGUGUAUGUCUUCGCUCUCUUUAUCACUAGCUGGUUACUCAGUGACUCAUGGCUGGCUGGGGCCCUCAGUGGAGUCUGGUACAUUCUGAACAGAGUGGACACCACACGCGUGGAGUUUACCAUCUCUCUAAGGGAGAACUGGUCAAUACCUUUCUUUGCUCUUCAGGUGGCUGCCAUAACCUGCUACUUAAGGCCACAGCUAAAACCUAUUCACCAGAGGGUGGUGCUGUGGCUGGUGUUCGUCUCCACCUUCUGCUUCUGCUUGACAUGGCAAUUCAAUCAGUUUGUCCUGCUGGUGCAGGCCCUUAUAAUCUUUACUCUGGAUUGCCUGGACUUCUUCACAGCGAAACAGGUGGUCUCUCUGUACCUGAUGCAGGUGUUGAGUCUGUUAUUGGUGUGGCUACUGCAGUUCUGCAAUUCUAUGAUUCUGGGUUCUCUGGUGCUCAGCUUCAUUGUAUCUGUUCUCUUCAUCAAACACUUCCAGAAGGGACUAAAGACGGGCAGCUUUGUUAUACGAGUAGGAAAACUGGCUCUUCACACACUCCUAGUCCUCACAUUAACUUUCACCAUCAAUUAUUCAGCCAAGAAAAUACUCCAGCUGAAAUCGGAUGAGCACAUCUUUAAGUUCAUAAAGGCCAAGUUUGGCUUCGGGGCAACGAGAGACUUUGAUGCCAGUCUCUAUCUGUGCGAAGAGGCAUUUGGCGUGUUGCCAUUGGAUACAUUUGAGCGGUUGGCUGGCACAGUGCUGCUCUAUCCGUAUCUGUGCACCCUCAGUGUGCUGUUCAUCUUGCUGCUGCUGGUGGCACUCUCUAAUCUCAGCACAAAUGGGUCUGGCCAAGCGAGCAGGGAGAAAGAGGACAGGACCUUUAGCAUGCGGCCGGACGUCGCUUACAAUCUCUUGCACACCGUCUUCUUUGGCCUGCUCGCCUUUUCCACUAUGAGAAUGAAAUAUUUGUGGACUGGCCAUAUGUGUGCAUUCACUGCGUUUGGGGUCUGUGGAAAGGAGGUGUGGACGUUGUAUCUGAGAGUCCUCCACUGCAACACUAAAACCACGAUGAGACUGAUCAGGUACUCUGUUCCAAUUGUAAUUCUGGCGUUUCUUUAUUACAAGUUCUGGCCCAGAAUGAUGGAGGAGAUUUCUGAACUGAGAGAGUUUUAUGACCCAGACACUGUGGAGCUAAUGGAGUGGAUCAGAUUGAAGACGCCCAAACGGGCAGUGUUUGCAGGCAGCAUGCAGCUGUUGGCUGGAAUUAAGCUGUGUACGGGAAGAAUAUUGACAAACCAUCCACACUACGAGGACCAGGCGCUGAGGGAGAGGACCAGACAGGUAUAUCAGGUCUAUGCGCGUCAGUCUGCUGAGGAGGUUCAUAAAGUGCUCGGUUCGGUUGGAGCGGACUACAUCGUGCUGGAGGACAGCAUCUGCUACGAGCGCAGGCACAGCCGUGGCUGUAGGCUGAGGGACCUGCUCGACCUGGCGAACGGUCAUAUCAUGGAUGGCCCAGGUGAAAACGAGCCGGACCUCAUCCCGGCGUCUCAUCCACGGUUUUGUGAGGUCAUUAAGACUGACACUCCUCCGUAUUCAACCCUCUUCUCACGAGUGUUCAAAAACAAGACCUUUCACGUGUACAAACUCAAGAAACUCAAGAAGAAAAACAAAGCUGAAAGCGGUCCGUAGUGCUCGUUCCUCAACAGCAGUCGCCCGCCUUCACUGGAUGGCUGAACGCCCCAUCUGGAAUGUUCAGUGAGUGUGUGAUAGUAGCAGGUGUGUGUGUGUGCGGCUGUGUGCUUGAGAGAUGCCUGAUUGAGCCAGCACACGUUAGAUUUGGUGCGUUUGUGUGUGUAAAUCUUCUUUGAGCCGGUCUGCCGCAACAGGAGCUCAAGUUUAACGUGGAGAGGAGGGAAGAAAAUCUCUUUCUCACAGUCUGUCGCACUCUCUCUCUGAUCAUCGCUUCUCUUUCGACACGUGCCCUUUCACCAAGCUCACAUUUAUGAAACCAGGAAA